GCACCAUUUCACUCCGCUCCACUGUGUGCGUAAAAAAGGCAACGGGCACCAAAAGAGACAGGAAAAGAAAGAGAGAGAGAGUGUGUGUGUGUGUGAGAGAGAAAUCUAGAGAGACACAGAGAGAAAGAGAGAGAGUCCUUGAAUUGCCACUGGAAACAAUCGGCUAUGUCCAGCGCUCAGUUUUCGCAAUCUUUUCCUUGUACAACUAUCUAAAGGUUGGCACACUCUCAUGGUUUUACCUCCCGUAGGAUGGGAUUAACUUUGUCCGGAAGAUACAUCUCACUGGUGCUGGCUGUUCAAAUAGCAUAUUUGCUCCAGACGGUUGGAGCGGUGGGGAAAUGUGACACCGUGUUUAAGGGCUUCUCAAACUGCCUGCUUCAGCUGGGAGAGAACAUGGCCAGCUAUCCACAGGAUAUGGGCGAGAAGGAGAACCUGCAAACCAUCUGCACAUAUUGGGACGACUUCCACUCGUGUGCCACCACAGCACUGGCGGACUGCCAGGAGGGAGCGACGGAGCUGUGGGAGAAACUCAAGAAGGAAUCCAGAAACCUGGAGUUUAAAGGCAGUUUGUUUGAACUGUGCGGUGGAGUAAACGACGCGAGCACACCAUCAGCCUCUCCAACCGGGCUCCCCCUGCUGCUCAGCUCCCUCUCCGCCCUGCUCACAUGGAUCCAGUUCUAGCAAACCAACACCAAACCCAGAAGAUCUACACAAAGACAUUUUUAGCUCACAUGACGAAAAGAAGAAUACCUUGGGGAAACCUUGAGUGGGGACAGAAUGGGAGGGGAAGGGGGGUGGGCCAAGAAGAAAACGACAGACGAGUGUUCUAUCACCACGACCAUAUAAGAAAAAGAAAAAUAGCCUAAAAUAUGACGAUCAGAAAUCACGUUCAGCCAAAAUGGAUUUUAUUACAACGCUUCAUCCGGAGAAGACGACUGGCUUUUGCUGUAGACAAUGGCAAUAAGGCGUCUUCAGGGAAUGCUCCAUCUGCCUGACCUGAGGAGUCCACUUCAUCAAAUAUUUAACAGAUGUCGAUUGAAAAUCACGGUCAUUUUUUGAUGAUCAAUUUGUGGAAUUACAUUAACGCCUGCAACGAAGUAAUUAUUGCUGUAGGCUUGAUAAUCUAAUCUAUCAUGCAUAGAGAAAUAAAUAUCCACACACACACACACACACACACGAGCCAAAUUACACUCAGCGUCUCAGUUUCCACUGAAAGGUGUUCUUUUUUUGUCAAAUCGUUUGAUUUAUUUCAUUUUUUGCCAAAUUUAUAAUGACGAGAUAAUGUUACUGUAAUGGAGAAAUAGCCUGUGUGAUGUUUUGACCUGUAAACAGUGCUGAUGAUUUGAUUAUCAUCUCUAAUAAUGGUAGAUUGAUAUAAUAAUAACACGACUAAUAAUAAAACCUCAGGAAUGAUCUUAGGCAUUUAAAUGGAUAGUUCUAUCAAAUAGGCUAAUGCAGCUAACAAUGAAUGAAAACUUGUGCAAGUUAUGAUGAAUGUAGCCUGUUUGCAUAAUGCUAUUUGGUGGAUAUUUGCUUUCAUACACUGUUAGCGACGUUAGCACUUUCGAGUCGAAUUAUUCUUUAAUCGAUGGUAGAUUGUACGUUCUAUAAAGGGGAAAAAUAGGAAAGGUGUUUAAUGUCAAAUGUAGCGAGAAAAAAACAGUGAAUGAUUAGACUGUUGACCCGUGUUUCAACCAUUCCAAGAUUUAUUUAUUUUUUAUUUUUUUAAACAAAUUGUAUUAAAGGGUGGUGCAUUCAGGUUAUGUUACAUAGUAAAGAACUAAGUGAUACGCCCAAAACCGCAUACCACCGUACAAAAAUACAAAUAAAACAUUUAUUUUCUUAAAAAGCCUAAUUGAAUGUUAUGACGUCAUAAUAAAGGUAGGUUAGAUAUAGUUUACAAACGGGAUAAUUAUAUUUUCCAGGCUUAUGAUUGGCAGCAUAUGAAGUGGUGAAUGUUACAGUUUUCUUAAUUUCCUUUUCUUUGUUUGCGUUUUCUUUUUUUUUUAUUUCCACAAGUAUGCAUUUUUGGUAAAAAAAAACAAACAAACAAACAAACAACAACAACAAAAAAAAAAACAGGCCAGCAUGUUAAACAGUGUACCACUGCGUAGGUUUAUUAUUUCACGCAUGCGUACUAAAGCAAAAUCCCGUGUAGUACAGUAGUAUGCAGUUUUGGCCGUAGGCUAUCGUAGCACGACAUCAUUCAGAAUGAGACUUCACCGGCCUGAUAAAGUGCACAAAGUGAAGUUAGCUAGCUGUAGGCUGCUAUCUGAUGUUGCCAAGGCAUCUCGUUUCACUGCCUUCGAAAAAAAGUGUAUUUUAUUUGUUUGUUUGUUGAUUUUGUUUCUCCAGGGGAUGUUGCAUAUAAAUAUAUCUAUAUAAAUAUUCCAAACACCAUACAAGUAUAAAUGAAAUUAUGUGAGAAGAGUUUGAAAUAGAGAAAGAUACUUUAACAGAAACCAUUUUAAAACAGAUUGAUAUACAGGUAUAUAAAAGAAUACUAAUAAAAGAGACA
Messenger RNA from Clarias gariepinus (North African catfish), 2518 nucleotides. It is a transcript of the gene nrn1a, whose product is annotated as neuritin 1a. Gene Ontology annotation, biological process: nervous system development; neuron projection extension. The record is from RefSeq and is a predicted model, not a curated record. Lineage: Eukaryota; Metazoa; Chordata; Actinopteri; Siluriformes; Clariidae. The transcript has 3 exons. Bases 250 to 681 code for a protein of 143 amino acids. Gene Ontology annotation, cellular component: plasma membrane.